AUGGCCAGCCUUGCAACUACAACCAUUCGGCGCAGGCGCUUGAUUGCUCUCAUCGUUGUGGUUCUCAUCAUAUUUCUCCUCUUCGUCCGAACCUCGGAAUUGGAAUUGCCAGAUGUCCUCAGAGAUGCAGGCGUACCUUUAUCCAAGGGGAAUUUCGCUCAUAUCAUGAAGGGGAAACUCCGGUUCUCUUCGGUCGAAGUGGACGAAAUCUAUGGCCUCAUACACCUCGUAACGAACGAUGAUCACGAGCAUCAACAUGUAUUGAGCCAGUCGCCCAAGUUCGACCCCACGAAACCGGUGAACCUGACGUUGUAUGCCCCUGGAGAGGAAAAUGAGGUUAAUUGGGUUGAGGAAGUGGAAAGGUUGAACGAGAAGUAUCCUGUCGUUGUCUUCAGCAAGUCAUUUUGCCCAUACUCUGCAAAAGCGAAGAAACUCCUCGAAUCUUACAGCCUUCGACCACCACCAAAAGUGAUUGAAGUUGACCUACGCGAUGACUCGAUACAAAUCAAAGCCAUUCUGACGAGACUGACUGAAAAGUCGACCUUUCCCAACGUCAUUGUAAGGGGGACAUCCAUUGGUGGUUCGGACGAUGUACAGCAAUUACAUAGGGAGAAGGAAUUAAAGCGGAUCUUCGAAAAAGCUGGGGUACAGGUGACUGCCGACGCCGAGGAGUAA
Molecule: messenger RNA, 675 nt
Organism: Marasmius oreades (fairy-ring Marasmius)
Lineage: Eukaryota; Fungi; Basidiomycota; Agaricomycetes; Agaricales; Marasmiaceae
Exons: 3
Coding region: 1-675 (224 amino acids)
Biological process (GO): cellular response to oxidative stress
Cellular component (GO): Golgi lumen; cytoplasm; fungal-type vacuole
Molecular function (GO): glutathione disulfide oxidoreductase activity
Source: RefSeq, a predicted model, not a curated record